ACCGAGACCAGAGCAGCAGUUGAGUGAAGGAUCAGCACUAACUAGCAGAUUUGACUGUGAAGACAGAAGAGAGAUUAUGUACUGAUGUUUUAAAGCUUCAAACGAGGAUUAUCCGUGGUUACUGUUACAGCGCCAUUCAUACAAUUUUCCACUGGAAGUCUGGAAGAAAAAAAAAAAACUUGAGAGGAAGACUGUUCAUAUCUGUGGAAGACAGUCCCAAACAUUUUAAACAGGGGCUGUAGAUGUCUCAUGUUUAUGCUUUGUGGUGAUGAACAUUAGUGGGUUUUGAGCACAAGAGACUCGUUGUAUAAUAUCCCAGACACUGAGGAAAAAUCCUGAAGAUGAAGGGAGCGAUGGCAGCACUUCAACUCUGUUUGUGUAUCUUGGCCGUGAAGGUGGCGUUUGGUAAGGUCUGUACCAGUGAGCAGUUUACAAAAACAGGUGAAUGUUGCAGCAUGUGUACUGCGGGCACUGGUUUGGCAAGCAGCUGUGAUCAAGAAGACACCAAGUGUCAGCCGUGUCAAGAUGGUGUGUCGUUCUCUGACUCUGAGAGUCUUUCAGCCUGUCGUCUGUGCGCCCGCUGCCCCGCCGGCAUUCCUGAACUGGCACGCUGCACACCCACUCAGGAUACCCAUUGUGAUUGCGGGGAGCAUUUUUACUUGUGGCGAGAUAACAGCACAGGUGGGCUGUGCGCGCCCUGCACCAUGUGUGGGUAUGGGAGCGGAGUGUUUCAGGUCUGUGGGCCGCUGGGAAAUACCAUAUGCGAGCGGUGUAAACCAGGGACUUACUCGAAGGAGAAGAGUUACAGGAAACCCUGCGUGCCCUGCUCACGCUGUACUGAUGACGAGGUGGAGAUCAGACCCUGCCAGCCGGACUCUGACACCGUCUGUAUGGUAAAAGACCUCAACAUCCUGUCCCGUUCAGCUGGUUCUGAUGUUCCGCGUGAAUACCCCCGAUGGCCGACUGUGAAUGAUAAUGAAACCGAGAACAGGAGCAGCCCGACACCAGGGUCCGGAUCCCCUCGACUCACUCCACAGGACCAAGGGGGCAACAACAACAACAUCCUGGUCUACGUAUCUGUACUGGCUGCAGUGGUGCUCGGCCUCCUACUCUACGUCGCCUACAAAUGCUGGAAGUCAUGUCAGCAGAAGCAGGCUUUGGUGAAAGCACGGGUCGGUGAGCUGAAUAAUGUCGGGGAAGGAGAAAAGUUACACAGCGACAGUGGCGUGUUCCUGGACUCUCACAGCCUUCAGGAAAGCCAGCCUAGCAAAGGUAGUAAACGAGACAGCAAACAGGACACGCGACUUUAUGUAAACCUGCCUCCUCACAGACAGGAGGAGGUAGAGGGUCUUCUCGCCGAGGGGGGCAGUCGUAGCUGGAGGCAGCUGGCGGGCGCACUCGGUUACGAGCAGGACCGCGUGGACGUCUUCGGGCGGGGCCAGGACCCCAUCCACACCCUCUUGACUGAUUGGGCCCAACAGGAAGGCUCCACAUUGGGCCUGCUCUGCUCCGCUCUGGCACGCAUCGAACGGCCAGACAUCAUCAGCGCCCUCACCGCCCCCUCUCAAGGAGUUUCAGUGGUCUGAAUUCUUGAAUAUGUUCCUCACGCCUCCAUGAAAGUGAAAGAGACACUAAAAAUCACAGAGGAAUUGCGUCAACCGACUCAUUUUCGAACGCCUUGCACUAUACUUUGAAGAGUGGGAUUGGAAAUAAGGUUUUUAUUCAACAUAAUGUUUCACUUACAAAUUCUGUUUUAACAGCUUGAGAUGUUCCGCCACCUCAGAACAUUUUCUGCUCAAGACAGAUGUUUCCUCCAGUAUUCAUGUGAAGUUUAUGCUUUGUACUAUCCUCUUUGUAGUGUCAAAACACACUUGGUUUUCUCCAGGACACAUUCAUGCUGAACAUUUUCAUCGUUAGUGUUUUGGGCCGUCGUGGUUUCAGCUGUGGUUUGUAUCAAAGAAACGGACAUUUCGCGAACACUUCUGCGGCCUCGUGAAUGACAGUCCUCCAUUUGAGCGGAACGUAUCGUAGUGCCAGAGAAAGUAUCGUGCAUGCGAUUCAAUCGUGCUUUUGUAUUUAUAUUUCAGCGCUUCUGCCGUUUGAACAAUAGUCAACAUCGAAGCCGGAUGGAGGAUUCAGCUUUUAUCCCGUGGCUUGUCAAGGGGCAACAUAACACUGUGAGGUGUUUUAUGGUUUCCAGAGAGGAAAACCACUAAAUGGGCUGCACGAGGGAGUUGUAUAUAUAGAAAUAUACAGAUAUACGGUCAAGUUGCUUGAGCGAAUGUUUCUCCUUGACAAAAUGUGUUGGUGCUUGGUUUGCACUUUAACCAACAAUGCAACCUAAAAGCAAUGUUAUGUUUUUGUGAGUUAUAUGAGAGGAAAACUCUCUGGUGCCUUUACUUUGAACGCUCAGGUUUGUGCUUUGCUGGUUUACUCCACCAUUCUGUAUGUUAGUGUUGAGUUCUGGGUGAGACUUGAUGGUUUCUGUGCUGAGAUGCUUUUCAUAUUAAUAACAUUCAUGUUAUGUCAUGUUAUCUAUCACUUACGUUUGUCCUUUUUAAUAAUGAAAUAAUGAUUUAUAGGUAUCUUUGUAUUUUUUAAAAAAUAAAUAAUACUUUGU
Molecule: messenger RNA, 2620 nt
Organism: Labeo rohita (rohu)
Lineage: Eukaryota; Metazoa; Chordata; Actinopteri; Cypriniformes; Cyprinidae
Gene: nradd
Product: neurotrophin receptor associated death domain
Exons: 6
Coding region: 342-1586 (414 amino acids)
Biological process (GO): Rho protein signal transduction
Cellular component (GO): cell surface; plasma membrane
Molecular function (GO): coreceptor activity; nerve growth factor binding; death receptor activity
Source: RefSeq, a predicted model, not a curated record